AAAGGAGCACUUCCGGGUCGGGCAGUACCGCGGGCCGGCGGCGUCUGACCGGCCGUGUCGGGUCUUGCUCCGAAGCUCCGCCUCUCGCCGGUGUUUCUAGAAGCCCGGCUGGCGCUCGGUGCUGCGGUGCAGGGUCCCGGACUCGGCUGUGGGCCUCCCAUGGCGGAUGCGGCCCCGAACGGCCCCCAGGGGGCGGGCGCGGUGCAAUUCAUGAUGACCAAUAAGCUGGACACAGCAAUGUGGCUUUCUCGCUUGUUCACAGUUUACUGUUCUGCUUUGUUUGUCCUGCCUCUUCUCGGGUUGCAUGAAGCUGCAAGCUUUUACCAACGUGCUUUACUGGCAAAUGCUCUUACCAGUGCUCUGAGGCUGCACCAAAGAUUACCACAUUUCCAGUUAAGCAGAGCAUUCCUGGCCCAGGCUCUAUUAGAAGACAGCUGCCACUACCUGCUGUACUCACUCAUUUUUGUCAAUUCCUACCCUGUUACAAUGAGUAUUUUUCCAGUCUUGUUGUUCUCUUUGCUUCAUGCUGCCACAUACACGAAAAAGGUCCUUGAUGCAAAGGGUUCAAAUAGUUUACCUCUGCUGAGAUCUAUCUUGGAUAAAUUAAGUGCUAAUCAACAGAAUAUCCUGAAAUUCAUUGCUUGUAAUGAAAUAUUCUUGAUGCCUGCUACAGUUUUUAUGCUUUUUAGUGGUCAAGGAAGUUUGCUCCAGCCUUUUAUAUACUACAGAUUUCUUACUCUUCGAUAUUCCUCUCGAAGAAAUCCAUAUUGUCGGACCUUGUUUAAUGAACUGAGGAUUGUUGUUGAACAUGUAAUAAUGAAACCGGCUUGCCCACUGUUUGUGAGAAGACUUUGUCUCCAGAGUAUUGCUUUUAUAAGCAGACUGGCACCAACAGUUGCGUAGUGUAACAUCCACCUAAGUUAUAUAUAGUAUAAAUAAGCAUUUUUAGCAGUUGGUACUUCUGCUCGGGGGUUGUUAAUUCCAGGUGUAAAACUGACCUCAAUCCAAUUUGCAUAAUUUACAUAAAUGCAUCUCAGUGGAAACAUGAUUAUUUUCCUGGCAUGUUAAACCAAGCCUUUUAAAAAUUCCCAAGAAAAUUUUACUGUGCUGUGUUGUUAAUGGUUAAGGAAGUUUCUAUCUUGUGAUAAAUGUAUCAGAAUUUUUUUAAAUGCUGCUGUGCCUUUAUCAUGAAAUACAUUUAUUUCUCUUAUUGUAAAAGUAGCUCUUAAAUUUCUUUGAACCUAAUUGGUACUCUAAAUUUACAUCUGGCAUGAUUUCAUUAUGGCAAUAUUAACAUACAUGAAUGCAUUAUAUUUUGAGACAGUAUUCUUUUGCCAUUCAGUUAUUUUGGUUGAUGAUUUUAAAAGAAACCUUUACCACUGUAUUUAAUUUCAAAUUGUUCUUAAAUUGAUUUUGUGCUGCUUUGUUAGGAUUUAUUUUGGAUAUACCAUUAUAAGAGGAAUUCUGCAUGCAUCUUACACUAUGACCUUCCAAAAUUUUAUUUCCAUAACUACUUAAUGUGGCUUUGAAUAUUUUUUAGAAGGCUGAGCUAUAAGCUUGUUAGCCAAAUGGGUAAAUAUCUGGGGUCACAACUGUUUUACAUCAGAAAGCCGUGGUAGUUCUACAGCUUUCCUUUCAGAGAGCCAUUCAGUAACCUUUCUCAAAUAGGAAACCCUUCUACAAAUGUGGACACAUAGAUUAUUAGUAUUACUAUAGUUAGUAGAAUUAGAUCAGAUUCUUGACUGCCAAUUUUCUCGGUUUCUUAGGGUUGAAUUUUCAUAGACAGUUGCAGCAGUUCAGAUGUCUUUUGAAAGGAAUGUGACUGAAGAUUGAGCAUAUGCCUGUGCUUGGUGUCUGUUCUGAAAUAAUAAUGAAGAUUAUCCUGUAGAUUACAUACUGUGACCUAUCCAAUCUGAUUUUUAAAAGGUUAAAUGGAAAGGUUUAUAGGUAAGAUAACUGAUUGGGAAUGGGGCUGGAGGAGGAAUUGUGGGGGAACAGUGUGCAUUUUAAUUUUGUAAAUUUACAGGUAAAUUUGGGAGUAUUGGGUGUAUUAUGCAGCCGUGAUUGGAGUUGUAUAAUAUGUUAAAUCCUGUUUGUUGAGCUGCCGUCAACUUCUUUAUAAAAUUCAUUCUGAUCUUUAUUACUGUUGCAUGAUUAGGAAUGUUUAAAACACUGCAAAAUUUUUAGUAAUAGUUUUUGUAAUCAGUUUUCUUCUGUCUGCAUGUAAAUGGAUUUCUCAGAUACAUUCAUACUUGUCAGUAACCUCAGUUUCCUUUUUGUUCAACUUUCCCAUCUCUGGAAAUGUGACAUCUACUUGAUAGCUCAACUGUAACCAACUGUUUUUGUAUUUUUGUAUAAUAUUUAUCUACUAAGUUAGAAAAGCAGCCUCAUGCAAUACAGUUGAUUAGGUGGGUGGAUGGGUGUGUGGCUCGCCUCAUCACUAUAUAUGUAAUUUGAUGGUUUUAAGAACUAAUUUUCUAGAGCAAUAAAGUGAUUAUAAUGUUAAGUAAACAUUGAUUUCUAAUGAUGUCUUUAAAACUUAAGUCUUGAAUUAUAUCAAGAAAUAUGGCAGCUGAAGUGAUUUAUUUUUAAGUUACUAGUUUUUUUGUUUUCUACAAUUUUUUUAAUCAUGAGAUACUUUUAAAUUUAUAGAAGAGUUGCAAAAAUAGCACCGAGAGUUCUUGUAUGACCUUUUACAAGCUUCCCCUUAUAUUAAUAUCUUAUGUAACUAUACAGUUAUCAAAACUAAGAAAUUAAUCUUGGAACAAUACUAUUAAAGUAUAGAACUUACUCAAAUUUUGCCAUUUUUUCCAUUUAUUAAUUUUCUUGUGAGUUGUUUUUACUAUGAUUGUCUUUUAAUGACCUAUGAGUAUGCCUCUGUUCUGAGUUUUUCCUCCUUCGUUUAGAAAUUACUUUUGGUCAGAAAGAUUUCCCUAAAGGAAAUGAUUUCAUGUUGGUUUUAACAAAAGGAAUUUUAGUAUUAAAACUUAAUAAUUUAGAAACCCUGUGCUUUAAAAGUUGAGGCUUUUUAUCACAUAGCAAGAUUAUAUUUCUGAUACGCUCCUGAUGGACUAUUCUUUCAUGGAAGGCUUGAUUUAUAAAUAAAAUACUCCUCGAGUCAUGAAAAAGUAAAUUUUACAAUUUGAGCAUUACCAGAUACUUAGUUUGCAUGGCUUGUAGUUAGGAAUCCUGCAAUACGUAUACAUGCAACCAGCUGAUUUGGCUCUAGAAUGAUAGUUUAGUAGGUACUCUAUCAAAUUAAAAUUAGAAAUACAGUAGCAGUAUGUGGAAUGAAUGAAAUAGGAGAAACUAUAGCUUAGCUGAACCUAUUUUUACGUCUGGGUUUAAAAAAGUUAACAUCCAGAAUAUCUGAUUCUUUAGAAGUGAUACAGUAUGCGUUUGUUCUUCUAGUACUUUUAGAUAUUAAACCCUCUUGGACAGGUGGAAGCCGAACAUAGAACCUACUUUUAUUACAACAAGAAUUCUAUAUUCUUUUUGUAUACUUGAUUCCUCAUGAAGUAAAUUCUGUUUAAUGUCAGUCCAAAGAGAAAUUUCUUAAGAAUUUGUAUUUACAUUUUCUUGGAAUAAAAUUUACCAAGGUAGAUGCUCCUGGAAGUAAGCAAGUAAUUAAAUUUAGAUAUUUAGGAACCUCCCUUGCAGGGAAAAUCAAAGCAUGCUGUGGUAUUAAACCAGAAGUUAUGAAAAAUUUAGGAGAUCUAUUUUAUAACUGAAUUUUGUAAAGCUGUCAGAAUUCUCUUUCUAAAAAUCAAGAUAAAAAAUUCUGAUUAAGGUUUGUAAGGUUAGGACAUGAAUAUUAUUUGAUGUGGAAAGGAAAAUGAGUGUAUAUGUAAUGAGAUAAGUGGAACCGAGAGACUUAGUUUUUUAAAAGUUUGAGAUCAGAGUGAAUGGAAUUAAUUUUGAGGGAUUUCUGGUUAAAGACUUUUGUCUAAUCCUGAGGAGUUUAUUUUGAUUAAAAUAGUUACUCUAAAACACCCCCCCUCCCCGCCCCCACCCAUGCCGGCCCAGAUCCCCCUAGGAUCUGCUAGCCUCAAAGCUACCACCCAAAUUUAGACCAGUCUUGAUUCUUCCUCUGUUAAUGAGAACCUCAAGGGAGGAAGUAACCACAGACCAUCACGGUCCUGAGCGGUAGGUGGCAGGCUUUCCUCAGGGAGCCUCCGGGAAGGGAAGGUCCGAUGCCACCAGAGGCGCGGGAGUCAGCCAGACUUGAGGACCUGGUUCCCUUCGCCCUUUUUAAUAUGUAAUUACUCAAAUUCAACAAAUGUUUAGUAAGUAUUUAUUGUGAGUACAUAGUAAUGUAAUGAAACUGCAAUACUACGUAUUCGGUUAUAUUGGAAUCGUAGUAAAAUAUUGAAAUGUUGAAAAGCUGGAGGAAGUGCCCUGGUAAUGUGUACUUUCUAGUUAAAUGGGAAUAUAGGCCACACUUGGGAGCGGCAUCAUUCAGAUCACGGGCCCUGUGUUGUUUUGUUUUUUUUCUUUAUAAAUAAUGCCUGAAUCACCUAAAUACAUCAAUUAUAAGAGUGUUCUUUAUCCUUAAUUUUUAGGUGUGUAGAAAUAUGGUACUUAGAAUUUUUUCAUGAAUGUUUUGUAGGUAUACAAGGUAUGGCCAGUUCAGUCUCUUAAAAUUUAGACUUUUCGUGGUAAUAUAAAAGCAAUAUUGAAAUAUUUUGGUUAUUAUAUCAAGAAUGAUACUUAGACUUGUAAAUUCAGUUUGAGUUGCAGAGACAACUAGUUUCUCUUUUACACCAUAGUGGAAUUUCUCUAGGAUUAGAAUUCUGCAGAGGCUGUAUAUAUAUAUGUGUCUGUGCGUAUAUAUAUAUAUAUAUGAUGUAGUUGAGUAGAUAGUGUGGCAAAAGUAUGUCUGUAAAUCCAGGAGUCGUUUCCAGGGUUAGUUUUAAUUGAGCAGCCCUCUUCUAAUAUUCAGAGUGGAAAGGUGUUGCUGCAUCUGGUAUUAGGAUAAGAAAAUUUGGAAGGAUUCCCGCUAGUAAUUAUUUUGGACACAUGUAUCUUCUAAGGUGGUAUUCAGGUGGGUCCUGAGAAGGAACUGGUUUUUUCUGUGUGAGGGAUGAACCCUAGAGUGCUCCUUCUCUUGUGCAGCGCAAAUAGGAAAGCUGCACUCAGUUUGAGUUGAUGCGACAGGAGAAAAAUUACAGUAUUUUUAAAAUCUAAAGCAGAUUCUGUUUCGUAGAGAAUUAGUAAGAAAAAAAAAAUUGGUAGAUACCUUUGCUGGAAUCUAAAAAUUAACUCACAUUAAAGGAGAAGGAAAGGCUCCAGUCAUCUCACAUUUUCCUUCAUAGCCUUCUUGAAAGUAACUUUUUGAUAUGCUCAAUCCUUUUAAACUAGUUUUUUUUUUUUCUUGGUUCAUGACAGUUGAAUUCUAGAUUUUCUUUUGUACCUUCCGAGUAGAACAAUUGCUUUUGAUAUGAAUUUUUGCCUUCAUAUAUAUUUGUAAGUUGAGACCAAAUGGGCAAAGUCUUGGGCAGGUAACAUUUGUGAUGUGUCUUUACUGGAACAAAUGUAAAAGGGUCACAAAGUCUAGAAAGAGUCAUAAAACACUGCUUGAUUUAUAAAUGCAUUAGUUAUGGUGCUCCAUAUAAUGGGAUAUAUUGAACUAAAAAAUUUGUGUAGAUAGUAUGUCAGCAUUUCUUAGUAACCUCUCUUGAAUCCAUUUUUAGUAUCUAAUCCGUACAGGUUGGGGAGUUAUACUCUUCAGGCCAAUACUAUCCAGACUGUAUAAAUUUAUAAAAUAAAUUGAAAAAUUCAUCAUUCUCCUAUAUUCAAGACCAACGCACAUAAAUGCUAAUGUAGGGCUCAGAGGGGAAAUAUAUUUCUCCUGAAUAUUUGAGAAAAUGUGAAGUCCUUUCAAGAAAAUCUAAUAAACAUAAUAAUCAUAGCCUGCUGACACUAAGGAAAAAGGGCCUCAUUCGCUCUUUCUUUUAUGCAGCGAUUUACUGGUCCCUACUGAUUUCCAAAUUGGAUCACUGUAGUAAAUUAUCUAUGCUGGUACCUGUGAAAGUAAGCCCUGGGAUCCAUAUUUGUUUUGUGUUCUGCUUAAAUCAGCAAGAAUGAUAAAUUUGAUGGUAUGAAAUUGGAAGUGUCAGGGCUUUCUUUGGUGAUUGAACAAAAUGAUGUCUCCACUUUAAUUUAUUGUGACCCUUUUUCACUCUAUGUGCUUUGUAUAUCUAAUUUAUUUCAAUACAAAUUAAAUUCUUGUUCCUUCAUCUGUAUUGUUAUAUAUCUAAGAUUUUAUUGAUGUAAAAAUCAAAUUGUGUAAUAAAAAUCUCUCUGGAUUUAAGCAGA
Nyctereutes procyonoides (raccoon dog) is the source of this 6318-nucleotide messenger RNA. It is a transcript of the gene TMEM33, whose product is annotated as transmembrane protein 33. Gene Ontology annotation, biological process: endoplasmic reticulum tubular network organization; membrane organization. Bases 160 to 903 code for a protein of 247 amino acids. The record is from RefSeq and is a predicted model, not a curated record. The transcript has 8 exons. Lineage: Eukaryota; Metazoa; Chordata; Mammalia; Carnivora; Canidae. Gene Ontology annotation, cellular component: endoplasmic reticulum; membrane.